AUGCCGCAGUUCAGCGACAUCUGGCUACCAUGCCUGAUUCUGCUUGUCUUUUGGGCUCGCCCCACCGCAGCUUUUGGUGCGGGCAACAUCGCAAGCUUGAGCUCCAUUGAGGGACAGAACUGGCGCCAUGGAGACAUUGAAGAUACUCUUCUUACGCUGCUCAUCAGCGGUCAUACUGGCAAGAAAUUCAGCAAGAUGGACGUCAAGCGUGUCUACUUUGGCAACUGGCUGCGCGACUACUCGCAAGCAGUCGAUGUGGGCACUGUCAAGAUGGUCUCAGCAGAGGCAAUUCGCAUCCUAUUAUGGGUUCUUGGCUUCAUGAGCUUCGGAUACGGCACCAAGGAGUUCGAGGUCACCCGCGACCGUCUUGGCUGCUACAGACCAGAGGAGCACAUCGACAAUCCCAAGGACUAUGCUGACAAUAUCGAUGCCCGCGACUACGAUCGGCGUCUACGAGCUCCUGUUGACGAACGCCGUGAGCUCAGUAUCGAUGAGAAGACCGGACUGAAGAACUACAUUGCCUCGGAAGGUCUGGGCAUCACAACAUCGGCUGGCAUGGUCCGCGACCUCCUCAAACGUUGCAUUGAUUUGGGUCAACGCUCUGGAGGACGAGGUCCCGACUUUUACGAGGCUCUGCGCCUUCUCGGUACCGCCACACACUGUCUGGAGGACUACGCUGCCCACUCCAACUACGUUGAACUUGCUUUGAUCGAGAUUGGUGUACAUGACGUUUUCCCCCAUGUAGGCCAGAAUGCUCGCUUCUACGUCGAAGAAGCCAAAAAGGAGGUCUACCCCAUCGUCACCGGUACCUUUGGUGGUGUCGAUUUCUUGCACUCUGUAUGCGGAGAGAUUACAGACAAAGCUACCCAAUCCGAGCUUCAGGAGCUUGAGGGUGCCAUCUCCAACGCUGACAGGAGCAAAAACAAGAGCAAGAUCAAGGAGCUCCUCGACAAGCUCCCAGAGGGCAUCUUUGGUGGUAAAGAUGAGGCUAGCAAAGCUGAUGAGCUAGAAAACAAUGCCAACGCUGCAGCCAUGGGCAAUAUGCGCAUCACGCCCAAGGAGCCAGAGGAAUUCACUCAACAGAUUGGAGAGCUAGUCAAGCAAAUCUACCCCAUUAUGGAGUUCCACGAUGAGAUCAUGCAGUCCAUUUCCGAAUUCAUCGAAAAGAUUCCCAUCCUGCCGGACCUGAUUGAGGAAGUCCAGAACCAAGUCACCAUUUUCGUCUUCAGUCUGCUUGCUCCCUAUAUUUUGCCCAUUCUCAACCAAGUCAAGACUGAGCUUGAAGAGGGCUCGACUGAGGUCAUUGCAAGCUCUCGCGAGAAACAGCACAUUGUCUUUAACGACGACUAUUCCACCGAUCCCACCCACAGUAUGCUUUCCAAGGAUCAUUUUUCUAACAUCCUCAAUGAGCCUGCUGGCCGAGUAGCUUCAGCCACCAUUGCCUGGGCUGUACCACAAAUUGUUCAGUGCUGGGAUGGCCAAGCAGACCCUAAUGAUACUAUUGAAACCAUCAUUAAAGGUGUAUUCCACCAUCCUGCCUGUGUCAGAGCGGAUAACAGGCCAGAGGUUACCCAAGGCCGUCACGUCAUGUACAAGACUGUCGAAGACUGGUGGUCAUCAAAAAGUGAAAAAGCAAAGGAUGAGUUCCGCGAGCAGCUCAGCCGCAAGGGGGUACGAAAUGGCAAGAACCACAACCCAAAUCUUCACGACAAGGGGCACGGCUGCGGUAAGCCUCUGGGUAUGGCCAAUAACUUCGGCCCAGCAAGCAGUAAGACGGGUACCAAUGCACAGAUUCAACAAGCGUCCGAUCAUGUGGGCAAACUUGCAGGUGAAGCUGUUGGCGGUGGUGCCCUCGGCGGUCUUGUUGGGGGACUCGUUGGUGGUAUUGGAGGCUCUAUUCUCGGAAACGCUUUCAAUGAGCAGGAGAGGAAGAGCCACAAAGAAGAGGGUUAUGGCAACGACGGCUCCUACACUCAGUCUUACUCAGAGACGGGGCACCACCAGGCGUCCUCAUAUGGUGACAGCGAUCGCUACGGAAGUGCACAGUAUCAACAGACCCAGUACCCAGGUGGUGGGCGUCGGGAAGAGUACUCUCGUGAGGAACGAGAUGACCGUGGCGGAUCGUACAGCUACCAGCAAAGGGUUGAGACCUCAAGCUAUAGUGGAUCUGGCGGAUACGAGCGUCAUGAAGAGCGUCGUGUUCAGCAAGGAAGUGAAUGGCGUUCUGAAGAAUCGCGUGAGGGUUUCGACCGAUCAGGACAAUACUACUCGGAAGAGAGAGAUCGUUCUGGAGACUCGGAUGACGAUGCUGACAAGCGUCGAUCAGGUUCGGGAGAAUACAAGCGUCACUCCCGCUCUCGUUCUCGUGAGCACGAGCGCCGCCGUGAAAAGAGCGGCAGUCGCUCGCCCAAGCGUUAUUCGGGCGGUCACAGCCAGGAACAGCGCUAUGGUGAGGAAUCAGGGUACGGUCGCCGACAGCAAGACUACGGCCGUGAAGAGUCAUACAGGUAUGAAGAUCUAGGAUAUGGCAUUGACCCUAGAAACAAUGGCCAUGAGCAGUCUCAGAACAUUGCUGACUCUUACAGUUCCAGCGGAUACGGUCGUCAAGAAGAAUCAGGCUACGGUCGUCAGGAAGAGUCGGGCUACGGUCGACGAGAAGAGUCGGGCUAUGGCCGUGAGGAGUCUUCUCGCUAUGGCAAUGAGUCUUCUGGGGGAUAUGGCCGUUCCGAAGGCCUUGAGUACGGUGGCGAGCGCCCCGAGAGAUCAUAUGGCGCUUCCGGCGUGCCUGGAGGCUUCGGUGGAGAUGAGGAUGAAUAUGGUCAGAGGAGACAAGAGUAUGGCUCAGGCAGGUCUGGUGGUCAAUAUGGUGGCUCCGGCGGAUAUGGGGAUGAGGGUUAUGGAAGGCGAUACUAA
Molecule: messenger RNA, 2913 nt
Organism: Bipolaris victoriae FI3
Lineage: Eukaryota; Fungi; Ascomycota; Dothideomycetes; Pleosporales; Pleosporaceae
Exons: 3
Coding region: 1-2913 (970 amino acids)
Source: RefSeq, a predicted model, not a curated record